Molecule: messenger RNA, 3789 nt
Organism: Alternaria arborescens
Lineage: Eukaryota; Fungi; Ascomycota; Dothideomycetes; Pleosporales; Pleosporaceae
Exons: 4
Coding region: 1-3789 (1262 amino acids)
Biological process (GO): protein phosphorylation; mitotic spindle assembly checkpoint signaling; meiotic sister chromatid cohesion, centromeric
Molecular function (GO): protein kinase activity; ATP binding
Source: RefSeq, a predicted model, not a curated record
AUGGGUUCUGACGAUCUUAUUGACUUCGAAGUCAUUGAGAAUCAAAAGGAAAACAUCCAGAGUCUGCCCAGCGGACGUUCUGCAAGAGCGCUCGCGCAGCUUUACACGCCACCGUUGACUUCGGCCGCUGGCCAAACUCGGUCCCCGUCGCAGAUGCAAGAUGAACACAGCGCAACUCGCCUCGGAUUCGAGAAGGAGCUCAUGGCGAUUGACGACUCCGACGACCCACUCGAUAUCUACACCCGCUAUGUAAAGUGGACGCUUGAAGCAUACCCGUCCGCACAAAACACACCUCAGUCGCAACUUUGUCCGCUCCUCGAGCGCGCAACGAAAGCCUUCCAAUCCUCACCGGAGUACAAGAACGACGCGCGCUACCUCAAGCUCUGGCUACACUACAUUCACCUCUUCUCAGACGCGCCGCGGGAGACGUUCGCCUACCUGGCGCGACACAAUAUUGGAGAGAACCUUGCGCUAUUCUACGAAGAAUUUGCGGCCUGGUUAGAAGGCGCAGGCCGCUUCACACAAGCAGAGGAGAUCUACAACCUGGGCAUCGACCGCGAAGCCCGCCCAGUUGAGCGCUUGAUUCGCAAGUACGGAGAAUUUCAGCACCGUCUCGAAAGCCGCCCUCAGGAGGCUCCCGAACCUUCAAGCCCCGCACUCCCCGCCGUUCGUCCAGCCCUUGCCGCUAAGAUGGACCCUUUUGCGCUUGCGUCACCCAGUGCGCCCAGCCCGCAACCACAGAGCCAGCCGAAGACCGCUGGAGGUGCAUCUCGCUCAGGAAAGCCCAAACUUGCAAUCUUCUCUGACGGUGAUGAUGCCGCAAGACCUGGCUCGACAGGUAGCACAGAGGGGUGGGACAGCAUUGGAUCGCUCGCAGACCGCAAGAAGGAAAACGCGACCGAAGCACGCCCCUGGGCGGGUGAGACUCUGAAGGUUGGAAAGAAGAACACUGGCGUUCCAAAAAUGUCGAUUUUCAAGGAUGAGACCAAAUCGAAUCCCAAUGACGAAAAUGUCAGCCCCCACCCAUUGCGUGAAUAUCAACAAGCGGUCAACCCAAGGACUGGUAGACUUGAAGUGGUCUUCGUAGAUCUAGAGCAAGUGUACCCUAACCAUGAAGAUCCUAUGUCGGAGGAAUACUCAUUUGAAGAACUGCGAGCUAAGUACAGGGGGUGGAUGGAUCAUGAUUGGGAUGCCAUUCGCCGCAAAGAGCAGGAGCGGGCAAAGAAAGCAGCCGAAGAGAAAGUGGUUGCUGAACGACCAAAGACCAAGGCCGCACCUCUAGCGCCUAAGCAGGAUCAUGAACAGCCCCCCAAGCCGAAGACUGUACCCUUGAAAGGUAGUGUUGAUGACGACAUGGGUAACGACGAAAACGCGCCACCUUCACAAGCAGAUGUAGACAAAGCAAGGGCAGCUAAGAAAGCCAGACGAGAAGAGCGGGCCAACAGAACUAGGAAGAUCAAGGUUAUGGAGGUCAAGGAAGUUCGCGGGGAGACUCAGACAAUCCAAGCCAACUUGGAUUCUCCGGCGAAGCCAAAGAUACGGCGAAAGAAGACUGGCCCAGAAACGACAAUGACCCUCCACACCAAGGAGGCCAUGGACGAGAUAUACGAUAUUUUCAACGAACCACUAAAGAACGCUGAUGAGGAAGUCUCCGAGGUCCAAAGUGGUGAAGAAAGCAGUGGGGACGAUGAGGAUGACUAUACGAGUGGAGCCGAAAGUACUGCUACUGGUCGCAUAUCGUGCGCUACGAGCGAAUUCGGAGACGAGACAACAGUGGGAGAUUUCACACUCGGCACUAGGGUUCUCAACACCGAAGAAGAGGAAGAGGAAGAUGAAGAUGAAGAUGAAGAUGAAGAUGAAGAUGAAGAUGAAGAAGAAAGUGAUGCCAAUGAUUCAGACACCAAGAGUGCCUCUGCAUGGUCAGACUUCACUGAGAGCAAAUACGUGCCUAAGGAUCAUGAAAACGAUGGAUCAGAUGAUGAGUCCGAACAUUCCGAGCAUUCUCAUGACGACUCGUUUGAUGAGUUGACACGUCCAGAUGUCGACUCCGAACGGCAACGGGAAUCUGAUGUAGUCACCCCUACCUCACCUUCAGCACCUGCUUCACUACCUACUCGCUUUGUCCCUGUCCCACCAGAAGACUAUGUCCCAGCAAUGCAGCCCUAUCGAGACCCGAUACAGGCUGCGAACAAUCGGUUGCCAUUCAUGACACCGAUUGUUGAGAAGACGGAGUCGUCCUUGGGCAUCGCCACUGCUUAUGCACAGAAGGACUAUUUUAGCGCUGCUACCAAGACGCCGUCAAGAUCGAAAGGUACAACUGACAUUCUUGAGGAUGACGACGAGGAUGAGACUUGCAGUAGUCCCUUUGCAGAUCUUUUAAGUCAAGUUAUUGACGGUUCAGGGAAAGUCGCGAAACUCGCCCUGACAGAAUCGAAGCCAGUACCCAAAGAGCCCAUCGCGGAACCGCAACGGAAACCGUUGGCUGCAAAGGAGGUUUCGUCUAAAGCACCAAAGGCUAGCGGUUCAAUCAUCAAAGACGCGCAGUGUAAUCCGGUAGACGAGAACGUCCGCAAGACCAUUCUGCAAGAAAUCCAGCCGCCACUAGAUAGCUACGACGGAUACUACGCAGACACCGAAGAGAGCUACGGAAAGGGUGCUGAUAUACGCAAGUACACCAAGUCCGUCAAAACGAGCAAGGCGGAGAAGACUUCCACAAACCUUGCUCUCUGUCCUACUCUGCAGUUCCCGGGAACAAAGCGGACGUAUGCCGUCAAACGUGAACUUGGCAAAGGAGCUUUUGCGCCAGUGUAUCUGGUAGAGAGCAAAGAUUCCGAGGACGAGGACGACGAGAACAAACCUUCGCAGAUGGGCAAGGGCGAAUUCGGCCUAAAGCGGAAGGAUCUGGAAGCUAUCAAGAUGGAGGAUCCGCCAACGCCGUGGGAAUUCUACAUUAUGCGGCAAGCCAAGCGACGACUAGGCGUGUCUCGAGCUGCUGAUUCGAUCGUUUGCGCGUACGAGAUGCACGUCUUUAAAGACGAGUGUUAUCUUGUGGAAGAGUAUCGAGACCAAGGUACUCUUUUGGAUCUCGUAAACCUCUCUCGUGGGGAAAACGGUGUCAUGGACGAGCAACUUGCCAUGUUCUUCACUAUCGAGUUAUUCCGCACGGUGGAGGCCCUUCAUUCCAAGGGUGUGAUACACGGUGACCUCAAGUCUGACAACAUUCUCGUUCGGUUUGAUGCCUUGCAAAAGGACGAGCAUUGGGACUCGGAGUACAAGCGCGACGGGCGUGAUGGCUGGUCUGCGAAGGGUGUCUCGCUGAUCGAUUUCGGCCGUGGCAUUGACAUGAAGGCCUUCAAGCCAGAUGUACAGUUCAUCGCAGACUGGCCUACUACAGAAGCCGACUGUGCAGAGAUGCGCGAACUCCGUCCUUGGACCUACCAGAUCGACUAUCACGGGCUUGCUGGCAUAGUCCACAAUUUGCUAUUUGGCAAGUAUAUCUCUACGAUAGCUGAGCGCGGCGCAACUCUCGGUGCUGGCGCGACCAAAACGUACAAGAUCAAGGAGAGCUUGAAGCGAUACUGGCAGACGGAGAUUUGGCACGAGUGCUUCGAUCUGCUCCUUAACCCGCUUAUGCAUCUUGAUGGUGAAGAGGGGAGAAGAUUGCCGGUACUGAAGGGUAUGAAGCAAGUCAGAGAGCAAAUGGAGGCGUUCCUCGAAAGCAAUUGCGAGAAGGGUGUCGGCCUGAAGGUCCUGAUAAGGCGUAUGGAGGAAGCUGUCAAGAAGAGAUAA